CUUUAUUUAAAAAAAAGGUUUAAAUUACACAGAAAUGAUCAUUGAUGCAGAUUAGUUUAAAUUAGUUUAUAUAUUAAAUCCAGUAAUUUAUCUUUAGGAUCUCUACAAAAACUAUUUUUAUUAGUAUUAUUAAAAAAUUGUUUUCAUUAAAAAAAAAAAAAAAAAAAUUAGCACAUAUUUUGAAAACUGUUCUUGACAAAUCUCCAAUUCUGAGUCUGCACAAGGUGACAGUGGGGAGAAAUGACUCUUGCUAAGCAGGAAGAAACCUUUAGAAUCAGGAAUGAUGAACAUCUGCAUUGAUGGACUAGGAGAGCAGGAAGGAGACGCACAACGAACACAUUUUCAUUUUAAAAGAGAUACUUUAGCUACUGCCAAAAUAGUAUCUGCAAAUGGAGAGUAAAGAGAGUAAAGUCAGUAACUACGUACAGGGCAUGAGGGCCCAGUGCAUCAUGGGAGAAGCCCCAGUGAUCUGAAGGCUUCAACACACUCUACAAGAGCAAAGAAUAUUUUAAAACAAUAUCAAUGUUUGUUCUGAAAAUAAUAUUUCUUCUCUGAAGGUCCCUUCACUUCUCUUCAGUUCAAGUGACUUGAAGCAGUGAAAUCAAUGGACUGAACAGACAGAAGCACAAAUGAAUGUUUUUGACUCGAUGAAAGAAGAGAAGUACUUGUUCAUAGCUGAAGACUUAUUCAGUUUGUUAUCGAAAUGUUUAAUCACAAACUUGCAAUUUAAUGACAGCGUGGCAAUGUUCUUCUUACCCUUUUCUAUAACUGCAAUGGGAGCAAAAUUCAUUUUCGGGUUCAGAGUCGAAAAACGCGAGUUCGAUGGCGCGCCUAAUUUUCAUUGGAAGUGGGUGGAAGCAAAACGGUUGCGCGAACCACACGUCACUUCCGCUCUUCACCCACUAUACCACAGAGUCAUUUUCAAACAGUAAAACUCCUUGAUCACAAGAAUUAAUGUUUUUCUCAACAACCGAGAGCUUCUCCUGACUGGCUUACAGUUCGAAAAAAAGCCACCGAGUUGCCAUUAAUAACGUGUUUGGAUUACCGGAGAAAAUAGUGUUUUGAAGUGGCGCUGUAUCCUCUUAGCUUAGGGAGUAAACUGCCGUCAUGUAAAACUGCAGAAGAAGAAAAAAUUUGUAGUCCGUUUGUAGUCACUGCAAGAUCGUAAGGUCCUGAUCCAUGGCGGUGUGACAAUAGCUUGAGAUGGUAGUAAUCUGUGUUCAUCUUCUUUAAAAAAAAAUCAAUAAAUCUGAGCUUUUUAAAAUAAUAAUAAAAAAUAUAUUAAGGACAUUUUUGUUUUGGUGUGUUUCAAGCAUUGACAUGUAUUCUUCUACUGGACAAAACGAGGUGUUAACGUCACUCAUAGAAAAGGCCUUACCUCCUGCCCUCGUGAAAUGAGCCCAAAGCUGCCGCCAUGGCUUCCUGUUCGUUUGCCGCCAUUUUGUAACCCAUAAGAGUGAUUGGUCCAUGUCAGUUUGAGUCACAUUUUUAGAGGAACUACUGUCGCCAAUCACGAGUGAGCUUGUUUGAAGUUCCACUGAAAGCGGUUUGGGAUAAUCUGUCAAAUGUAAAAGCAGUGGGCACCACAUGCUUUUACUGAGGCCUCUGAUUGGUCAGUUUAUAACUUGAGAGAAAGAAAAAAAUAGAAGAUACUAAGAAGAAAGUACCAUAAAAUUACUGUCGAUUUCUCUAUGGAAGUCAAUAGGAUUUUAUUGAAACCAGCUUGUACUUCUUAUUUGGAACACAAGAGGGGAGGGGUUGAUCUGUCCAGCGAUUUCUACAGUCAAUGGUUUCAAAUUUCUCAGCAGUCACAUUCUUGGCCUGUUUAUAAACUAACAGGCAAGCUUCAUUUUUCCAUCUUGACUUAACAACAAAAUAUUUACUUAGUUUCGUUUGCCAGCUUUUCACCUUAGUGACUGCAAAACCUGAAAGACAUCCUUUUUUUUUUUAAAGACACCCUGGAGUUCAGGGUGCAGCAGAUGACACAGAGGUGGAGUGAGUCAUUUGAGGAUGCUGCUUCAACCUCCACCUUCUCUUGGAAUGCAUAGUACCCUGCAGACGGAGAAACCUGUUGUACACACUCCAAAAAAAAAAAGCUCUGUGUGUUUGGGUGUGUUUGUGUGCAUGUGCAGUUAAAGUAGAGAGUGAGACGGCAGCAUUUCGUUGUCUACGGAGACCAAACAUGUACUGAAGUUCUCUGGAUAAGACAGAAUUUGGAGCCAGCUGAAUACGUUCGGGGAUCGAAUGAACUACAACUCCUCCAACACAGUAAGAAUGAGUAAAAACGUGAGAGAGAACAUCAACGGCUCCUCAGACCUGAGGUUGUUUCUUCUGGGGAACAUUGGCUGUGGAAAGACGUUGUCUGCCAACACCAUCCUGAACCAGCCGUCUUCUCGCUCUACCAAUGACACCAAAAGCUGCCAGCUGCGAGAAGCCUUCACCGAGGGCCGGAGAGUGACCCUCGUGGAGGCUCCGAGAUGGUACUGGGCCGGUGAAAAAGUGGACGACAGCGUCAGAAAGGAGACGGAGCAGGCUGUGACUCUGAUGGAACCGGGACCACAUGCUAUCUUACUGCUGGUUCCUGUUAACCAGUUUACUGAGAUGGAGUCCCGUGUGCCUGCAGAGCUACAAGUCAUGUUUGGGCAGGAAGUGCUGGAUCACACUCUGGUGCUGUUGACCUGCGGAGACUACUUGAUGGGAAGAACGAUUGAGGAAUACCUGCAGAGAGAAGACCCAGGAUUGAGGCAGAUGAUCAAGGCUUGUGGUGGAAAUUUCCACAUUCUGAAUAAUCGUAACUUAAAAGACAGAGAGCAGGUCAGCGAGCUGCUGGAGAAGGUGGACCGCAUGGUGGAGAAAAAAGGAGUAUUCAACAUGAAAACUGCUGAAAUGAGAGAUUUGGAGAGUCAAAUUGGAGAAGAAGAAGAAAAUGAAGAUGAAGAAGAAGCAGCAGCAGCAGAAGAUGAUGAUGACGAUGAUGAAGAAGCAGCAGCAGAAGAAGAUGAUGAUGAUGAUGAUGAUGAUGAUGAAGCAGCAGCAGCAGAAGAAGAAGAAGAUGAUGAUGAUGAUGAAGAAAAGAGACUCUUGUUGAAACUUAUUCAAGAUCAGUUGCAAGGGAGCAGACUUUUUGGCACAGGUGAACUUGAAAUGGUAAUUGAAGAGGAGGAAGAAGAUGAAGAAAAUUAUGAAGAAGAAGAAGAAGAAGAAGAAAAUGAAGAGCCCAUUAUAACUUCAAAAAUGAGAAACGUUGAACAAGAGUUUAAUAAAAGUUCUGAAGUUCCAGUUCAGAACGGGCGUCCUUCAACUCAAGAACCAGAGCUGCAAUCCUAUUCAGAGUCUAUUGAUGAGCCUCAGCUGAACAGCACUCUAAGUUCACUGAAUUCAGAUGGAGCCCUUUUCUCAAAAUUAUCUGAGUUUAUGACCUCGUCAAGAACCCCAGAUUCCUUUCAGGACAGAAGCAGCAGUGUCGACGGAGCAGCGCCUCCGACGUCUCCCGUUUUUUCCACUCCGCGUUCCCCCAUCUUUUCCUCCACUCCUCAACCGUCUUCAAACGUGUCCGCCUCUGCUUCAGCGCGUGCCCCAUCCUUCUCAUCCUCCUCGCCGCAGCUUCGCCUGGUUUUGCUCGGCCGAUCCGGAGCUGGGAAGAGUUCAGUCGGGAACAGUGUUCUGGGACAGAAUGUCUUCAGAUCUGAGGCAGACAGUUUCACAGCAGUGACUCAGAAAUGUGAGAGAAAGAUGGCGGUCGUUGAAGGCCAAAAGGUGGCAGUAGUAGACACUUCUGAUUGGUUCAACGCAGAGCAGACACCUGAGGAGGUGCGAGCUCAGAUCUCCUCCUCUGUUGUCCUGUCCAUCCCCGGCCCUCACGCCUUCCUGCUGUGCGUCCCGUUAGACCAGCCUGCAAAAACCGAGCUGCAGGCUCUGGAAGCCCUGGAGAAGGUUUUUGGCCCGGAUGCAGUCACGAAGCACACCGUGGUCCUCUUCACCUACGCCGAUCGCCUGAGGGACAGCGGGAUGAUCGGGAACGGCGGCGUGGAGGCCUACAUAGCGGAUCAGAGGGGGGAUUUGUUGAAGCUCGUUGAGAAGUGCAGGGACAGGUUUCACAUCAUGGAGAGGGGUCCAAGUGAGAAGAAAAGCGUGGCUGAUUUACUGGCUUUGGUGGCGCUAACGAUGAAAGAAGCUGGCGGACAAUAUUUUACUUCUCCUGCUUUUCAGGAGGCAGAGGACAAAGUGAAGCAAAAGCAGCAAGACAUAGCAAGAGAGAGAAGAGAAAAAGUACUAAACCAAAAGGCGGUAAGAAAUGAUAAACCGCUCAGCCCAAGGAGUAUGAAUUUACAGCCGUACAUGCAGACUUUAUUUGAGAGAGAAGAAGUAGAUGAGCUUGAGGAAGUGAGAGAUGAAGCAGAGAUGAGUGUAAGUCUGACGAGUUUGGAGAGCAUUCCUCUACUUACCAUGUCUGAGUUGUCGCCUUCUCUUCUGGACUCUCUUAAAGAGAAAGUGGAGUCUAGUAUGAAGAUGCUGCCGAAGCUGAUGUCAGAAAGCUCAGUGCAGCCUGAAGAAACAAAGAAGGCGCAAAGCAGUUCGGUGUGGGCCAUCCAAAAGAUGGUGGCAGACGGUUCCCUGUGGGGAAAGGUGGGAGCUACUGCAGGACAUGUUUCCAAAGCAGUGACAGGGAGUCCGCUAUGGGAGAAAUUAGGGGCCGGUACCAAAACUGGAGCCAAGCUGGUGGCGGACGGAUCGUUUAGAGUCGGAGCUGGGAUUGGUGCUGGUGCAAAGCAGGUGGCUCAGAGUCCAGUGUGGGGCAGGAUGGGCUCCGGGGCAAAAGAGGGGGUCACUAUGGUGGCUGAAAGCUCUCUGUGGGAGAGGAUGGGAAACGGUGCCAGACAGGUUCCUAAAAUAGUGUUUGCAGCUGGGCUGCUGGGACUGGUGCUCGGCGUGUUUUUCGGAGGGCUGUUCUGGGGAGUCGUCGGAGCUGCUGCUGGAUCUGCAGCGUCUGAGAUGGGCCGACAAAAAUUCAUCAGCAGAAGCUCUUCGAGGUCUGAAGCUGCCAGAAAUGGUUCAGAUGGAGGGAAAAGUCUGAAAUCUGAAUGAAGAACUUAAUGGAGCAUGGAUGCAAUACAUUUAAUUUAACAAAUACAAAAAUAUGAACUGACUCCAUUAAAAAUAGUAUUUAUUUUUCAUUUUUUUCUACACAAUAAAAAUAAAAAAUGAAGUUCAAAGAGCUAAAUCCACAAUCCAAUUCGCCAUGUAUAGAUUUUUUUUGUGCUGCAUAUCUUUCUUAAAUUUCAAAUAUCUCUUUUUAAAUACCAUAUUUUAUUGUUUACAUUUUGGGGAAUUAUAUUUAGGCAAUUUAUCUAUUAUGUCUUGUAAAUAUGUGUCUCAUUAAAAGUGAAUGAUUA
Oryzias melastigma (Indian medaka) is the source of this 5393-nucleotide messenger RNA. RefSeq lists its product as uncharacterized. The record is from RefSeq and is a predicted model, not a curated record. The coding region runs from base 2245 to 5085 and encodes 946 amino acids. Lineage: Eukaryota; Metazoa; Chordata; Actinopteri; Beloniformes; Adrianichthyidae. The transcript has 8 exons. Gene Ontology annotation, molecular function: GTP binding.